AGACUACGCCUAGACAAUGGAUUUAAACCCUCUCCAGACGGUUUCCCUGAAAGCUACAUACAAGAAACGGAUUAAGAUGGUCAGCUUAUUUGCAUAUUAUAAGAACUUGUAAGUGUCUGCUGUCGUUCGGACCACUGAGCAGGACAAAGAAUAGCAUUGACCGCCAGGGUACCGGUGUAGUCAUGCUUCAAUGGUCCAAGCCUUGGUAGAUCCCAUCAUGUCACUGGCGGAGAAGAACUGGAAAUGAACUUGAAUUUCAAGGAUAAAUAGGCAGAAAAUAGCUAGAUAUCGACACCUCAUCAAUUGUUCAAUUUUCGUUUUGGCAAGAGGAUUUAGAUGGUGGAUUGUUCGAAUUCAUCAUGGAUGUCGAUCAUGGAUCCCCUCUCAUAAUGGAGACACAUAGAUCAGGUGGUCUCAAGAGAUCACGUGACGAGCAGAUGGGACCAGGAGCAAAAGAACGCCGAACACGUACUAUAUUCAACUCUGCUCAGAUAGAGGCUUUAGAACGUAUUUUCAUGGAUGUUGAAUACCCUGAUGGUGAUUUGAAAGCUAAGUUAGCACAUCGUCUUGAGGUCGAUGAGAGUACUGUACAGAUUUGGUUUCAAAAUCGAAGGGCAAAAAAGAAGAGACUGCAAAGAGGAGUUCCAGGGCUCAAUUCCCAAGGGACAUACCGUCCCCAUCAUGGCGUGUCCCAUCUCGGACAUCUCCUACCUAUUUCCGAUCGACAAAACUAUAUGUGGAGCACCGCAGAGGGCGUUGCCCCCUACCCAUCAGCAAUUCAUUCAGUCACAAGAUCAAGUCAGUGCUAUUCUGUUCACGGUACUGAGAUGGGAAAUCAAAAUCUUCCGAUCACCUGGACCGACAAGACGAAUUUCAGCAGUAUAGAACAUGACCCCAGAUAUUCUCUUCAAUCGCAAGAAUCACAUGUCGCUUCCAUCGAAGAAAACAGUUCUUCAGCAGACCCUAUCAUGAGUUCAUCUAGUCUUCCAACACCCACGAGUCCUGUCAUAUCACCAGCUGGCUCCGAAGGGGGAACAAUUGACCAAAUCAGAAAGUGGCCCGUCAAAGAAACUCCAACUUCAAGAAGUGCCUUUGGAAAAUUAGACUUUCCCAAACUUCCACGUGUAUGCAUCAGGCAUGACAUGGUUCAAAUGAGAAAUUCUCCUAAUGGCGUUUUUGGAGCAUCUUCACCUGUGACCUCUAAAGUUGGUAAAAGGGACAUCGUGGAGUUGCGCAUGAACGUUUUGAAGAAGGAUCCACCGAAAUCGCCACCUCCAAACCAGACGUGUGCUGCUAUUCCCCGCUCUCAACGGAAUGAACUCGAAUUGGCUCUCGUGAAACAUGGGUUGGUAGAGGAAACGAGUCCAAAUGGACCAAGUGGGUCUAUUUCUGGCCAUCGUGGAGGGUACAUAUCUGAGGACUGGUCGUCGAGUUCUGAAGAAUCUUCCGACUCGGAAGGAUUAGCACCCCCUCGCCGGAGAAGAAAAGUAUUUCGUAAUAUACAGAAACCACCACCGAAUGCAAGCUGUGCUUCUGUCCCUCUUCACGAUCGCACGCUUCCUUACUUAAGCAAGAUACCUCAGUAUAGUUCUGAACAAGUUCCAAAGGGUCAAGCAGUUGGAACUUCAAUUAAUUCGUCUAGUUCAAUGCCGCUCCAAUCAUUUGAUCAAUCAGUACAUAAUGAAAACUUAUCCGAUUGGGAUACUGAUAGCGACGAUUCCACAUGGGCAUACUUUGACCAAGGGCCAAAGAAAGAAACAGACAAAUCAAAAGCAAGUCAAAAAUCACCUCAUGAUGCUAAGACUGGGCAGUUAGGACCUCAAAGUGCACCACCUGCCCUUGUGCCUGAAGAAGGUUCCGACGUUAAUUCCAUGAGCGCUAAUAAACACAGCGAACGUGAGGGAAAUGUUGGGGAUUGUAAUGAUGAUGACUUUUCAGAGAUUUUACUAGCCCGAGAGUUCGCAGAAAUGUUGCCAUCACCUCUAGGAACUUAUUUGCCGAUAUACCACGAGGAACCCUCUCAAAGCAGUAAGGGAUGUGAGCCAUACAGACGUCCUCGUAUUCUAAGUGACUCGGCUCUGGUAACGCCACGUCUUAGUGAUUACCGGCCUCAGCCCCCACUAGACAUCAAUCCAAGGACAUCUCCCGUCUCAACUCGGUCUUCGGACUCUUCUCUCAGUGGACUUUCAUCUCUCUUCAACAUCCCAGUGUCUCCAAGUGAGUUGGUGAAGCACCUUACAGACGAUGUUGUGGGGACAGACCAGAGCACAGUCUUGGAAAUCCCUGCUAGUUCCUGCACCACAGAGUCGACGAGGCACCUUCCUGAAACGUUGCUCAAAGACAUUCACGAUGAAGGUAUGGUUCAAAACUUCCAACAGCCAAUGGCUAAUGAUAAUAACCGUGACCAAUUCGAAGAGCAAAAUCAGACAGGGUCCUUCUUUAUGAAUGAUUCCCAAGGAAACCACAAUGAAGCACACUUUAGGACGUCAGCGUGCAAGACCAUUGACGGAGGAAAACUGCAAAAACCAAAUAGUAGAAUCAACAUACCAAGUCAAGGUAUCAUCAGACCGAUUCCAACCCGUCCACAUCAAGUAGCCACAUCAACAUCUGAUCAUGUGAUGGUACAUGCUAGUCAAUCCGGUACCCACAAGAACAAUAUGAUGCAUUACCAAAAUAAUUCAUCCAACCAAGAGGCAAAUCUUCAGCAGGGUGCCGCCUAUGGCCAACUUCAGGCACACGGACAUCCUUAUCAGAUACAUUCAGGUCCGGGCUUCCAGGACCAUGUCCAACCUUGUCCUGGACACUUCAGAGUAAAUGACCAACCUCAAGGCGUAGUUCAUCAUCAGCCCCCUUCUAUGUCGACUUCACAAUAUCCAUCACGAUUUCCAGGUGAUGCUUAUAAAGCACGCUUUCCUCGACAUGCGGCAGAUGCCCCUCCCAAAAAUGUAUCCCUCCCCAUUAUGCCUCCUCAGCGGUCUGUUCUAGGUGCGUCUGUUCCGUCUGACGAUAACCUUCCUCCAAAUCAGGUAUGUACGGUAGUACCUGAUGCGGUGUCGUCUCAAGGACUCAUGGCACGUUAUCUGGCUUGGACACAAGGAAGAUCUCUUCAUGCCUAACGAUAAAUACUUACUGACCAAUCGUCAUCACAUCUUUUAUAGAUAAGUCGACACCAUUUUAGACUGAAGACAAUCCAGAAGAGGCAGUGAUGGCAAUAUGUUUGCCUUACCCCAAUCGGUAAAACUACACGUCGUCCCCUGCUUUGCGAACCAUUAAUGUAUUCGUUAUUUAUGUAUUUCAGUCUACCAGGGGAGCCCCUUCGGUUACGUAAACUGAUUUACAAGAGGGUCCUAGGAACGAUUAACAUGUUAAGACUUUCCAACCAUGUUAAAACUUUCUAAAUUUCGUCCCCACCAAAAUUUUGGGACAUAACCAUCUCUCUGUGUCAUAUCUGCAUAACUGCGUCAAAAUGUUAGGGGAGGUGUGUUCUUGCUCAAGCGUUCCUCCAUUUGACGGAUAUACUUGAUAUGAAUGUAUUCACUUAGUAAGAUGGAUUUUGUUUGGUAGGGAGGACUGUUUUUUUUUCUUGUAUUUAUGUUUCGUAGAAGAAGUUUCUGUUGUAUCUUGUCUAGGUGACCUUAUUAUUAUAAUUUUAUUCUUGUGGAUUAUCAUUCUCGUGUUAAAAGAUCAAAUCCUUUUCCUGAAACAAUAAUUAUGAUUGACAAUCUUUUCCUUGUAAUCAUCGAAGCAAAAAACAACAACAUUGAUUUCACAUCAUACGACAAAGAUUUUUUAGUUUGUUAUAUUAGUUUUAAAAGAUCAAACCCUAUUUCUGAAAUGAACAAUUUUCUCCCCGCAACAAUCGAAAUCACAUAUUUACAUCAAUUUUUUAUAAGAGUGUCCCAAUGAAAAAUGAAUAAUGGUUCCUCGAACCUUUUAUUUUAUUUUUUAUAAUUGUUUCCAUGAAGGAAUCUUAUCACGACAAUUGCACGACAGCGUGAUACAGAUUUGAGACUCGGCAGUUGCUCCCCCCCCAAAAAAAAGAGAGAAAUAGUUAGAAUACUGAGAAAAAAUAGAAACAUUAAAAGGAAUUGAAAUAAAAGUCGAAAGUGUAAAUUAUGGAAUUAUUUUUAGAUAUUAUAUCAUAAAAUUAGAUUUUCAUAAAAACAGGUUAUAUUUGAAAGACGAUUUUCCUUUCCACUAUGUUCGCUACCGCCUCAAUAUUUCAACACAUUGCGCAACUGGCUAAUGGUAUUUUAAGAUUAGAUAAUCAAGAAGUUAUCAAACUGAUCUCCUAGCUAAGUUAUCUUAGUUUUAAAGAUGUAUCAGAUAUACAUGACUUUUGGUAAUAUGAUAAUGAUACUCAUGGCCCUGGGAAGCGGGGGUGAGGUAUCCCCCAACAUUCUUUCUGGAGGUGUUGCAUACGUUAUACACCAAAGGUAUCACCCCCUGGAAACCAGAUUGGUAUGAUAAAACGUAGAAAUAAGACCACAAUCAUCUUCAUAUUGUUUUUUUUUUUUUUUUGUUCGUCAAAAUUUUCUGACCAAAAUCAUCUUCAUUUUUGAGCGGAAACCCUGUUUUUUGCAUGUCACUUUUAUUUCAAAACAAACACCCUCUCCUCUUAAAUGAUUCCCAGGACCCUGAUGAUAAUACAAGGCGACUGAAGUAUCACGAACUUUCAUAAAGUUUGCCAUCUUCUUACAAAAUUCAUUCUGAUUCUAUUCUUUGGCAAAUCGUAUCCAUAUUAUCAUGCAAUAUGAUGUUUUCUAAUCAUGUACUUUACCUGUAUACUAGCUGAGGCAUAAACGUUUUACAAGCAUACAUGAAUUUUGACAAUACAACCAGUAAUUGAUAGACGUACCAUUUUAUCGACUUUACCUCAAAUAGUCAGUGCCAUGAUGUAAAUGUAUGUAUUAUAUAUAGUUUAUUACCUGUCAUAGACUAAUGUUGUUAUAGUGUUUUGUCCAUUGUUUAAUUAUUACAUGUUUGAGAAAACGCGGGUAGACAAAUGGUGCUUAUAAUAUAUACGAUAUAGUUAUUAAUAAAUGUCUUGAAAACUA
Molecule: messenger RNA, 5057 nt
Organism: Lytechinus pictus (painted urchin)
Lineage: Eukaryota; Metazoa; Echinodermata; Echinoidea; Temnopleuroida; Toxopneustidae
Exons: 5
Coding region: 360-3116 (918 amino acids)
Biological process (GO): regulation of transcription by RNA polymerase II; central nervous system development; brain development
Cellular component (GO): nucleus
Molecular function (GO): RNA polymerase II cis-regulatory region sequence-specific DNA binding; DNA-binding transcription factor activity, RNA polymerase II-specific
Source: RefSeq, a predicted model, not a curated record